CCUUUCUCAUAAAGUCAGGAAAAGGAUAAACAAAAAAGCUUACCCUUUUUUUUUGUUCUGUAAGCUCAAAGUGGAAUCACUUCUUCUUCGUACCCAUAUAAUCAUGCCCUGUCUCCUCUCUUGUUUCUCUGCCUCCAAGCACAAGAAACGCAGAUUGUUCAUCAAAUCCACCUCUUCCACAGACCCAAGACGUGGAGAUCAUGAAGUUUUUGUUCAAGCCAAGGAGCUGGAGAAUCAAAAACCUGUUCAGACGACAAGUGAAACAACUGCAACAUCUGGAGUAAAACCCGAAGAAAGACGUGUCAUUGGGAAUGUAAAUCUGUUCGAGGGAUUGCCUGUUGAGGUGAUUUCCGAUGGGUUGAUAAAGCAGGAUGGAGGGAAAGAAGGCGAAAAAAGUGGCGAGGAACGACAAAUAGCCCGAGUAGUACGCGAGUCAAGUGAGCACAAGGGAAGCCAAUCAGUAGUACCCGAAUCAACCGACGUGUCUCAAAACCGUUCAAGAACUCAUCGUAGUUUGAAAGAUUUGGCGUUUGAAGGGUUUGAAGAAACGGGUGAUCAGGAUGGAGAAAAAGGGAGGGACUUUUUGAUAGAGGAAUCAUCGGAGUCGUUGUUUUCUUUGUCAAUAGACUCUAGGAGGCGAGUGAAGGGACCCGAAUUUGAUGGCGACAGAGAAGUUACAAGUCCAGUGACAAAGCAAGAAAAUGUCCCGAGGAUGGCAGAAGCUAAGUUGAUGGAGGAUGGGAAGGGAAAUGAUGAAGAACAGGUUCUGGAGUUGGUACUGAAUCCAAUUACUGAUCAGAAAACUGUCAAAGUGAACAAGGAGAAGCUUGAAGAAGAUUUUGAGAAGGAGAAUCUAAGUGCGGGACUGGAUUUAUCAGGCAAGAAGAAACUUGCUGACAAAGAAACCGCGGUGGACACGAGCCUCUCGAGCUGGCUAGUCGAAUCGUCAGGAGCUAACUCUAUCGAGAAUUCAGAUUCAAAGAGCAGAAGUUCGCCGAAUGACAGGAAGGGUAGACCGGUUUUAGGAGAACUGAGUCUGCAAGAACCGAAAACGGAAGUUGUCAGCAUUUCCAAAUCAAACACAAUUGGCCCAGAUUCAGAUGAUGCGCCUUUGUUAGGAACCAUAGGGAGUUACUUGAGUUGCACGGAAAAAACCCGCAACAGGAUGAUCGCAAUCUGAAAUCUGGUGAUAUCAGUGGAGAUAUCUUGCUUCAAUUUACAAUUUUUUAUUUUGGAUGUUUUUUUUAUAUCGUCAGUCAUUAUUCACUUUUCGUUAUUCAAAAAGUGUGUCAUCAU
Messenger RNA from Tarenaya hassleriana, 1296 nucleotides. RefSeq lists its product as uncharacterized. The record is from RefSeq and is a predicted model, not a curated record. Gene Ontology annotation, biological process: male meiosis II. Bases 104 to 1180 code for a protein of 358 amino acids. The transcript has 3 exons. Lineage: Eukaryota; Viridiplantae; Streptophyta; Magnoliopsida; Brassicales; Cleomaceae.